Messenger RNA from Neoarius graeffei (lesser salmon catfish), 1507 nucleotides. It is a transcript of the gene hoxd12a, whose product is annotated as homeobox D12a. Lineage: Eukaryota; Metazoa; Chordata; Actinopteri; Siluriformes; Ariidae. The transcript is spliced from 2 exons. The coding region runs from base 7 to 783 and encodes 258 amino acids. Gene Ontology annotation, molecular function: DNA-binding transcription factor activity, RNA polymerase II-specific; sequence-specific double-stranded DNA binding. The record is from RefSeq and is a predicted model, not a curated record. Gene Ontology annotation, biological process: regulation of DNA-templated transcription.
UCAGAAAUGUGUGAGCACAAUUUUCUUAGUUCUGGCUAUGUUAGUCCGAUGUUGAAUUAUCCAGCUGCGGAUACCUUGCCUUUUUCCAGCUGGCCCAAUGGCGCCCAUCCGUCCGGACUCGCGCAGCUCUACGGCAGGAGAGAGGUGUGUUCACUCCCGUGGACUUCCCCAAAUUCGUGUACAAGCUCGCCACAGAGCCUCGCCUUUAACUAUUCUCAACCGUUUAUUACCAACUCUGUGGCUGUGACUGGCCAUAGCAAAGGAGACUCCUGUAAAUACUACGUCCAAGAUGCAAACCCCAAAGCAGAGUUGCCGGACAAACAUACGACAGCGUUUACCGGUGAGCAUGGGAUAACAGGAACUGGCAGCUUUAGCAAAUGUGACUUUUCAGACUUGGACAAACGGUUGCAAAACACGAUGGCACAGACUGGAGUGAAUUCCAACAGCCAUGCAAUAAUCAAUGGCACUGAACAGCUUGCACACUCCACUGCCCCCGUACAGCCCACAUCGAGUUCUCAGAACACCAGUGCAGCUUUUACAAACGGAUUGCCUUGGUGUCCUGCACAAGUGAGAGCCAGAAAGAAGAGGAAACCUUACACGAAGCCACAGCUGGCUGAACUUGAGAAUGAAUUUAUGAUGAACGAAUUCAUAAACCGACAGAAACGGAAAGAGCUGUCGGACAGACUGGACUUGAGUGAUCAACAAGUAAAAAUCUGGUUUCAAAACCGGAGAAUGAAAAAGAAACGUUUAUUAAUGCGCGAGCAUGCUUUCUCUGUGCACUGAAGAAAAAUCAGUGUUUCUCUUAUUGGUGACCACAGAGUACAAGUUGCUCCUCGCCUUGACAAUGAUUUUCCAAGUGAUUUAAGAAAAUUAAUACACUUGUAUUUUUAAGGAUACGAGAAAUCGACAAAAUUUACAAUAUUUAUUUACGGCAAAUUCUGGUCUAUAGUCUAGCUGAUCACGCGAAUAAAUGUAAAAAAAAAAAAAUAGUCCCCACCAUAGGUUUUUGACGCAAGCGACAACAAAAAAACAUUUUACAGGACGCACUUAAUUAAAAGUAAACUUAAAAUGCAACAUUGUCUGUAAUGUCAUGUAUCAAUAUGCAUCAUCUGUUGUGUUUCUGUCUUGAUUUAUCCAAAGAUUUUGCCUAUUUAAAUUGUAAUGUAAGCUGUCCCCUGCAUUGUAAACCCAGGAAAUAGGUGUGUGUACUUGGAGUUUCUUUUGUGUGUGUGUGUGUGUGUGUGUGUGUGUGUGUGUGUGUGUGUGUGUGUGUGUGUGUGUGUGUGUGUGUUUUCUAAUGAAAAACCUUGAACUGGAGGGAGAGCGUCAGCUUGAUGAGUACAAGCUCAGGUUUGUAAGUAAACAGUCAGGUUAAUUCCUAGUCUGGGUAAUAACCAGUUGUCCUCACACAAAUGAUCACAAAAGGUAAUUUACCUUUUAUCAGAGAGCUGACAUUGUAUAGAGGGUCAAUGUAUCCUAACAUUAAACAGACUGCACAUAUAGGCUA